This is a messenger RNA of Lentinula edodes (shiitake mushroom), 1771 nucleotides long. Its product is annotated as acyltransferase-domain-containing protein. Bases 148 to 1413 code for a protein of 421 amino acids. The record is from RefSeq and is a predicted model, not a curated record. Lineage: Eukaryota; Fungi; Basidiomycota; Agaricomycetes; Agaricales; Omphalotaceae. Gene Ontology annotation, cellular component: endomembrane system. The transcript is spliced from 8 exons. Gene Ontology annotation, molecular function: acyltransferase activity.
CUUGCAACUCCAGAACUCGAUAGCAGCGUUCACAAGUAUAUUUAGCCCCUGACAGGAGGAUGGUUGCGUCACAAAACUCAUGUUGAUGAAAGCUAUCGGGCGAAAAGCCCGAACAGCAGGUAUCAUCAUCUCUUCACAGGCCUCAUCAUGACCGUAGAUUCUACCACUGGAAUCCACUCGUUACCCAUUUCCCAACGCCCACCAACAUCAUGGAAGCAGAAACUACGAGCUCUUGCUUUCUUCUUUAUCUUCAAUCUAGGAUGUUCGAUGAUAAAUGCUUCGCAAUUCGUAUUCCUUCUGCCUUUACGACUUCUUCCUUUCAAAUGGUCUAGGUCACUUUAUGAUGAAGGAAUUCGUUACACGAAGGGCGCUUUUGGUUGUCUUCUCGUCCUCAUGUGUCAAUGGUUUUCUCCAACCAGCUUGAAGAUCACUUUCGAGGCGAACGGGAAAGGAGCAAUUCCUCAGGAUGUUGUAGAAAGUAUACUUGUGCGAGAUAAGGAGGAUAAAGUGGUGUCCUUGAACCUGCCAAGCAAGUUCGUUUAUAUUGCGAACCAUCAGAUUUAUGCAGACUGGUGGUACGCUUGGUGCUUUCUGUACUAUAUGUCUUCCGAGGCGCACCGGUACAUCUAUAUCACUUUGAAGAAGAGCUUGCGCUGGGUUCCUGUAGUUGGCUGGGGAAUGCAAUUCUUCGAUUUCAUCUUUCUUGCCCGUUCAUGGGCUUCAGACCGACGACAGUUAGCCGUACAUCUCUCGUCAUUGGGCAAAACUGCAGAAUCAGAUCAAAUGCCCCUUGCGUUCAUACUCUAUCCUGAAGGAACGCUUGUGAGCAAAGAUACACGUCCAAUAUCAAAGAAAUUCGCCGACAAAAUGGGAAUAAAUGACAUGUCCCAUGUUCUCCUUCCAAGAUCAACUGGCCUACUAUACAGUUUACGCUCACUGAGUCCUCGUAUCAGUAACUUACAUCUCAUCGAUGUGACAAUGGUUUAUCCUGGAAUUCCACCUCUAGCUUAUGGGCAAGAUUAUUAUACCCUGAGAUCCAUGUUCCUCGACGGCGUAGCACCUCCUGCCGUCCAUAUGCAUCUGCGUCUGUUCAAAGUGGAAGAGGUCCCGAUAGGCGAUUUAUCGGACACAGAGUCCUCGAAAAUCCCCGACACUUCACCCGACAAGCAUGCGGUCGAAGUAGAAAUUCCGACUGCAGAGAAAGAAGCCUUCGACUUGUGGUUGAGAAACUUGUGGCAAGAGAAAGACGAGUCUAUCGGGCGUUUCCACAGGAGUGGCAGAUUUUCUGAGGAGAAACUGCCGGUAUUCGAAGUUCCAUUGAAGUUGAGACGCACAAGGGAAAUUUUCGACGCGUUCUGCUUCUUUCUACCUGCUACCGUCAUAGGAUAUCUUUGGAGUAAACUGAAGGCGUAAUAUUGUACUUUAGGAUACAAGCUUGACUGAUCACUGGUCUCUCCGUUCUUGGAUUUGUUUAACGAGGAAAAUGCUCGAAUCCAAGAACCUGUCAACACAGUGAUGCAAACAGCUCUCUUCUCCCCGAGAGAACCUAGUUGAGGGAGUGCUCGUGACACACUUGUCCCAACACAUGGUUGUAAGGCUGUGAAUCGAGGAAUGCAGUUUGGCCUGGGUUUGUUCCUUCUCGAGAAAGGUCGCCAGUUCUUUCUGUAGAAUAUAUAUUAGCAGCGUAACCCUUCACACCUGCACACUGACUUGAGUCGUUUCGUCGAAUUUAGGAAUGUCUGCCAUGGUGGUCGUGAGCUGACGAAAAAAA